AUGGCACUGGUCCACGCGACAUUCAAGGGAAUGUGCCGUUCGCCGUGGGAAGCCGUGCGCUUGGCCGCACGGUUGAUCGCCGUCGUGAGUUCAACUGCCUGCUGCUUUGUUGCGCGAGGGUGCAAGCCGAGAUACCAGAACUGGACCCUCGGCUUUGAAGUAGUGUGUGCGGUGAUCCGCGAGUGCACGCGGGGACCCCGUGGCAAGCUCAUGGUAAUGAACGCCCAGCAUGCACGUGCCCUUCGAUCGCAGAGCGCAGCGUUUGGCACCUUGCUGGGCUGGUUUGCCUGUCGACAGCACGGCCGGCGUCUCGAAGCAGUGCACGUGAACAACCUCGAGCACAUCUGGCUUCGGUCGACGCGGUCAGCGGCCCCCGUGGCGGCCAAGCGCUUUGUCGUGCUCUACAUCCACGGCGGCGGGUGUGCGCUCAUGAGUCCUCGCUUCUACAUUGCGUUUGGCGCGACACUCGCCGCCGCAAUUGAGAAGGAGCUGUGCCGUCAACUCGGCACGAACGAGUUGAUCCACGUGGACGUCUUCCUCGGAAACUACCGCAAAGCGCCGGAGCACUGCUUCCCCACGCCGCCGAACGACGUCGUGACAGCGUACAAGUACCUCAUUGAUACCGAAGGGAUUGCUCCCAAGCAGACGAUUCUUGCAGGGGACAGUGCCGGCGGUGGCCUCGUCAUGUCGACGAUCCUCCGACUGCGAGACGAGAGCCACGCGCUGCUGCCGUUAGCUGCGACGCUGAUCUGCCCCGCAGUGGAUCUGUCCGAGGUCGAAGCCCAAGGCGACCCAGCCGUCUCGUCCGCUCGCUGUCUCUUGUCUCCCGAGAUGAUUGCGGCCGGUCGACUGGGCUACCACACGACAGCAGCGGACCCCACAACGUGGCUCGACGCUUCAUCGGUUCACUGUGAUCUCCGUGGCCUCCCUCCGGUCUUUGUCCAAGCUGCAAGCUAUGACUAUAUUUACCAACACGCGGUGCGACUCGCCCAGAAAGCCAAAGCAGACGGCGUGACCAACUGGGAACUCGACGUGCACGAGCAUCUGCCGCACGUGUUUACGAUUUUCCCGACCUUUGUGCUUCCCUACGCACAAGUUGGCGUGCAGCGGUUAGCGGUGUUUGCUGCAAAGCACAUUGCCCAGACGUUGGACAGUCCACUGUUUGCUGCAACGCACAAUGUCCAGGCACUGGACAGUCCUGUGCUUACUGGUCCGCCUUGA
Molecule: messenger RNA, 1221 nt
Organism: Hyaloperonospora brassicae
Lineage: Eukaryota; Oomycota; Peronosporomycetes; Peronosporales; Peronosporaceae
Source: the annotation of a GenBank genome assembly